UGACUUCACGAAUCAAGGCAGGUGAAAUUCCCAGCCGAAACCCACCGGGGUGGAUUAGAUAGCGCGGCGCAGAAAAUGGCGGCUUCCGCUUCUGCUCUCGCUCUCCACCUCCGUAUCCUCCCCUCGCCGCCGGCCGGUGUCCAGCCUCAGCAACGGCGUCUGCGCUCGAGGGUACAAAGGCAGGGUGGUCUAUCUCGAAGAUUUUCGAAAGUCGUGUCCUAUUACGGUCUCACAACUCCGCCAUAUAAUCUGGAUGCUCUGGAACCUUAUAUCAGCAGGAAGACAGUAGAACUUCACUGGGGUAAGCACCAUCAGGAUUAUGUGGAUGCCUUGAAUAAGCAGCUUUCUACCAGCCCGCUGUAUGGAUACACUCUGGAGGAGCUGAUAAAAGAAGCUUACAACAACGGCAAUCCAUUACCAGAGUAUAAUAAUGCAGCACAGGUCUGGAACCAUCACUUCUUCUGGGAAUCAAUGCAACCAGAAGGUGGUGGCUUACCUGAGGGUGGUGUGUUGCAGCAGAUUGAAAAGGAUUUUGGCUCAUUUACUAAUUUCAGGGAAGAGUUUAUUCGCUCAGCCUUACAACUAUUGGGGUCUGGUUGGGUUUGGCUUGUCUUGAAGAGAGAUGAGAGAAAACUUUCAGUAGUUCAUACACGAAAUGCCAUCUCCCCACUUGCUUUUGGCGAUAUUCCAAUCAUCAGCCUAGACUUGUGGGAGCAUGCUUACUACUUAGACUACAAGGAUGAUAGGCGAACAUAUGUUAUAAACUUUAUGGACCAUCUCAUCUCUUGGCAUACUGUCACUCUACGCAUGAUGCGUGCUGAGUCUUUUGUGAACCUUGGUGAGCCAAAUAUCCCAGUGGCAUGAGAUAUGGAUAAGCCUGGUUAUCAUCAUUAGCUAUCCUGUGAAAAUGUUGGGUCAAAUCCUACUGGAGGAAGCUGAGAAUAGCAACAGCUGCAUAGGAGAUGCAUAUUGGAUUCCACCUAAUGUCAUAUACAUGACAAACUUAAUGUUAAUCUGCUUAAAGAUUAGCAGCUGGGUUUUCACCAUUGCCCUUGACUAAUGCUACAAGGUAGUCAGCAUCCAACUCCAACAUAUGCAGAAAAGCAGCUUUAGACACGUAGAAUAUGGAGUACAGGCUAUGAUCCAUUUUCUGCUUUGAAGCCAUGGCACUUUCUCUAGGUGGCUAUGCUUCUGCUUUGAAGCCAUGUCACUUUCUCUAGUGUUGUUAGAAUAGUUUUGACUUAGUUUUCAUGACUUAGCCGUGUCAGCUUCCUGUUGUAGCAAAAUUGAACCAUAUUCUUGUUUUACUGGUUGAGGAAUGCUAAUAAUUUCGAUUCUAGGUGAAUCUUUUGCAUA
Molecule: messenger RNA, 1356 nt
Organism: Phragmites australis (common reed)
Lineage: Eukaryota; Viridiplantae; Streptophyta; Magnoliopsida; Poales; Poaceae
Product: superoxide dismutase [Fe] 2, chloroplastic-like
Exons: 9
Coding region: 76-864 (262 amino acids)
Biological process (GO): superoxide metabolic process
Cellular component (GO): chloroplast nucleoid
Molecular function (GO): superoxide dismutase activity; metal ion binding
Source: RefSeq, a predicted model, not a curated record